GGUAGUAGCAGCGUUUCCCAUGUAGUCGAAAAUGGGACUCCGCACAGGGUUGUAGAGAAGGACUCUGACAAAUACGAUGACAACUGCUGCAAUGAAAGGAAGUCUGCUAGUACUAGGCACAACAGGAGUUCGGAGCUGCGUAUGGCAAUAGACCGGGCCCUGAUGAGAAGAAUCGCAACGACUCGGGCACUCUUUUCGAAGCCUGACAAUGCGACUGAAAGGGGCGGCGAGAGACUGAUUUUCAUGUCCUGGAUUCUGAGCGAUUAUCUGACUGGCCUUAUCACUCGAAAGAUGAGAGCAGCGGCGGAUAGUUCCCCCCUCCUCUCACGACCAGAAGACGAGCCAGCAGGAGGGGCGGCGAGAAUCAAUGGCAACGUUCUUCCAUUUUUUGGCGAUGCAGUUCCAGUUGCUGGUGAUCGUUUCCUGCGUGUCAACCACGUUUUUCGGAUGAAUAUUUUCCCGAAAGGCAGCGAGAAAUUCAAAGCGCAUUUCGAUACCCCUUUCGUGCACGCAAGCAAGGGGAUUUUCUCGCGAUACACCCUGUUGAUAUAUCUGACACGAGGCAAAUCAUUUUAA
This is a messenger RNA of Amoebophrya sp. A25, 576 nucleotides long. Lineage: Eukaryota; Dinophyceae; Syndiniales; Amoebophryaceae. The record is from the annotation of a GenBank genome assembly.